AUGUCGGGACUCGUACCUGCCGCAGAUUUGUGCCAUCCGGCGUCCGGCUUCCAUGUGUUUGCGAUCCGGCCUAGGUCCGUUGCUGGCGAAGCUGAAGACGCUCCCAGUGCAAACACGAAACAGUACAGCACUCGAAAAUCGCACCGAAAAUCUCGUUUCGGAUGCAAUCCAUGCAAGCGGAAACGAGUCAAGUGCGACGAGAAGCGACCUCUCUGCGGCCGCUGCCAGAGGACCAAGAAUCCUUGUGGCUACUCUGAUAACUGCUCCACCGGCCAAGCCGGCUUUGAGAGCAUCGACGCAGUGGAAGGGCCUGCCAUCAACUCCAACCGUGGAACUAACGCCAGCUCUCCACUUAUCGUCCCCCGAGCCCUCGAGAAGUCGAACAGGGACGUUAAUCUUUUGAAACACUACGACAGAAUCACGGGUCUUGGACAAGAUACAGUGACCUGCAGCGACAUCCUGGUGGGAUCCCAGGCCGGCAAGUAUCGUAUAAGCAUUUUAAGAUUAGCUCAAGAGCACUCCUACUUGCUGCAUGCCAUCCUCGCUGUGGCUGCCCUGCAUUUCAAUCACUACGAAGUCGAGGGCUAUCGGCUUGCCAAGUAUUCUCAUCUGCAGGUCGCCCUUUCCGACUUGCAAUUAGCCAUCAGUAAGCCCGUCUCGAAAGCUCAGGCCGAUGCUGUGCUGCUUACGUCGAUGAUGGUCAACAUGCAAUACUUCUCCUGGGUGGAGAGUGUCCUCCCAAGCGACUCGUGGGUCUUCAGCGAGGAACCCUCGCGUCUGAGCUGGCUUUCCAUGCAGAUGGGCCUGCUUCCUUUGGUCAACAGCACACGACAACACCAUGCUGAGAGCCUGCUCCUGCCAAUCUGGAUGUGCUCGGCGUACGAGGGCGACGAAACCCUGGGCCUGCCAUACGAGCUCGUCACCCUCUGCGGACUUUCCCGAGUAUCCACAGAAAUCGAACGUCAAGAAAACCCCUACUAUCACGCUCUCCAGCUGCUUGGUCCCCUUAUGGUGGAAGAGAAGGGUUCGCGAUCGAUGGUGAAGUAUGUGCGAUUCGUCAGCAGUCUGACGAAGCCGUUCUUCCUGCUCCUUGAGCAGAAUGAUCCUCCCGCACUGCUUAUUCUGGGUUACUGGUUUGGUCUGAUGUGCUAUGUCGACUUCUGGUGGGUGAUCAAGCGUGCCAAGCGAGACUGCACCGCCAUCUGCAUGUUUCUCGAUGUUAACGGAGAUGAUGCGGUUCGUUCUUUGCUUGAUUUCCCUGCCGCUGCCUGUGGAUAUCAGCUUGUUGGUGGACACUCGAUGACCACGGAUCGCGAUGAUUGUAAUGUCGAGAUGGCCCUCGUGAAGGGCAAUAAGCAGACACUCGUAUCUGGAUAG
Zasmidium cellare ATCC 36951 is the source of this 1377-nucleotide messenger RNA. RefSeq lists its product as uncharacterized. Gene Ontology annotation, biological process: regulation of transcription by RNA polymerase II. The transcript is spliced from 3 exons. Gene Ontology annotation, molecular function: DNA-binding transcription activator activity, RNA polymerase II-specific; zinc ion binding. Lineage: Eukaryota; Fungi; Ascomycota; Dothideomycetes; Mycosphaerellales; Mycosphaerellaceae. The coding region runs from base 1 to 1377 and encodes 458 amino acids. The record is from RefSeq and is a predicted model, not a curated record.